Cuculus canorus (common cuckoo) is the source of this 2948-nucleotide messenger RNA. Its product is annotated as aldo-keto reductase family 1 member B1. Gene Ontology annotation, molecular function: aldose reductase (NADPH) activity. Bases 52 to 999 code for a protein of 315 amino acids. The transcript is spliced from 10 exons. Gene Ontology annotation, cellular component: cytosol. NCBI's taxonomy places the organism in Eukaryota, Metazoa, Chordata, Aves, Cuculiformes, Cuculidae. The record is from RefSeq and is a predicted model, not a curated record.
UGCUGCGCGGGGCGGGGCGGGGCCGGCGGUGGCGCUGGGGGCGGCGGGGCCAUGGCGGGCUGCGUGCGGCUGAGCGCCGCCGGGAUGCCCCUGCUGGGGCUGGGCACCUGGAAGGCCCCCCCAGGUAAGGUGGGAGCUGCGGUGAUGGCUGCCAUUGACGCUGGGUACCGCCACUUUGACUGUGCCUACGUGUACCAGAAUGAGAAGGAGAUUGGGGAUGGCAUCCAGCAGAAAAUCAAGGAAGGUGUUGUGAAACGAGAGGACCUCUUCAUCGUCAGUAAGCUGUGGUGUACGUUUCACGACAAACCUCUGGUGAAGGGAGCCUGCCAGAAGACUCUUGCUGACCUGAAACUGGAUUACCUGGAUCUCUACCUCAUGCACUGGCCUUUUGGGUUCAAGGCAGGAGAGGAGCUGUUUCCCACAGAUGACAAAGGCAUGUCUAUACCCAGCAACACAGAUUUUCUACAUACGUGGGAGGCCAUGGAAGAGCUGGUGGAUGCUGGUCUGGUAAAAGCCAUUGGAAUCUCCAACUUUAAUCGUGAGCAGACUGAAAGAAUCUUGAAUAAGCCAGGACUGAAGCACAAGCCUGCAAAUAACCAGUUUGAAUGUCAUCCAUACCUCACCCAGGAGAAGCUGAUCAAGUACUGUCAAUCCAAAGGGAUUGCUGUGACAGCAUACAGUCCACUCGGUUCACCUGACAGACCAUGGGCUAAGCCAGAGGAUCCUUCCCUUCUGGAUGACCCCAAGAUCAAAGAGAUUGCAGCCAAGCACAACAAAACACCAGCACAGGUUCUCAUUCGGUUCCACAUCCAAAGAAAUGUGAUUGUGAUUCCCAAGUCUGUCACACCACAACGCAUUGUGGAGAACUUCAAGGUGUUUGACUUUGAAUUGACUAAAGAGGAGAUGGCGACUAUUCUCAGCUUUAAUAGAAACUGGAGGGCCUGCGAUAUGACCACGUGCAGAACUCACAAGGAGUACCCUUUCCAUGCAGAAUACUGAAGAUCAUUUCCUGCCUUUCUCCAGGCUUCUCAGUUAUGCUUUUGCUGUUGCCUACGAGUUGUCUACAUAGCUUUCUUGCUGCAUCAGACCUUCCUUUAGUUUUUCCCCACAAAGACGAAGUAUAUGUAUUCGGUGACUUUGUGCUAUUUUCUUUAUUUUGGAAGAAGGAAAUGCUAAAAUGGUUCUGAAGAGCACGCUUUGUGGACUAGUAGAUUGUCUUUGCCAAACUGCAUGUCUGGAACUGGUAAGCAGAGAACACUGAGAGUUUGAACUAGCAGUCAAUUUUGUUUUGAAAUACUGUGAAUUGGAGCUAGUGACUUUUGUUGUCUGGAAGGACCAGGCUAUGGCAGAUGCUACGUAAUGUGAGGUCUGCUUUUUGCCCAUUACUUUUGGAUUUGGUUUUGUUUCUUUUUGUAACACUCCAUGUUUGGUUUUUUCCCUCUAAUUGGAUGUACAAGUUGAUUUUUAAGUAUAGCAGUUUCUACAUGAGUAGCUCUUCAAAAAGUCUGUGGGUUCUGGUUUCUUGAUGAUCUAAAAGUGUUGGUUUUGCUUAUAAUAAAACAUAGUUUCAUUGCCAUGUAUAAUGAGGUGGUUAUUUCAGCGAUGCUCUAAUGGGUAGCAAAGCUGGAGUUAGCUGUAUUGUAUCAGCUGUCUCUAGAGAUUACACAAAAGCUAGGAAAAUUACUGUCCCCCAAGAAAUCAUCUGGUAUCAGUGUUACUUCUCACAUUUAUCCUGCUGGGUCUAUGCUGUUCUGAUGCUAAUACACAUUUAGAACACGCGAGUGUGAUGAACCUGUGGCCAUUGAGUCUACUUGAGCCUUUGUUUUAAAUAAAGCUGUGUCAAUAUAUCUGACAGCUAAUAUACUAAUGUUUAAAUAUGUCUCUAUUUUAUUGAAGUGAUAGUAUAUUUUGGCUACUAGAAAACUUAAAUUAAAUUUAGCCUGCUCAGUAUCCUAGAGGAUUGUUUAGUAAGUAAGCAGUAGAAAACAUGCCAUUUCCAAGCAAGCAGCACACAAGGCAGAGGCAACUGCUGUGCUAGUGCAAGCAAGCAUUUGCAAAUGAAGUAAAAAUGAGCUUCCAAGAAAAUUCUGUAUCAUGAGCUAGCAGAUCAGAAACUUACCUGCUCUGUUCUGAGAGGACAGAAACGUAGACUUAUACCUGAAUUUUUACUUUUUUUGAGGUGUGUUGUUCCUUGGGAUUUUUACAGUUUUCACAACACUUGCAGGUAAUGGUUUUUAAGUUAUUGCUUUCCAAGGGCUUCUUAAGACUAUUCAGAAAAUGCAUUUGGGCAUCUGCAAAAACAGUGGCUUGUGUUGAGGAGACUUUCAUGUGUGUGCUUGUAAUUGGCUCUGAAGGAUGCUGUGUAGGCCUGGCAAAAAGAGGGUUCUUUCUGAACAUAAGGAAUGGAGGCACCAUAACUGCUAAUGCAUAACACCCAAGUGUUAAACAUAAGGUGGGAUUCUGAUUCCAUAAAUGCAUAGCAUACCUUAAAGGAACUCAGCUACAUUCAAAUGUGCUGUCAAUGCAGUUGCUCUUACACUGUUUGCAGAGUAGGUGGUUUGUUUCCUGGUACUGAUAAAAAGGUGCUAAAGAGUCAUACUCAUUUAAAAUGUUUCUUUCUGUUAAAUAUUAACCAUGUAUAUUGAGAGAACAGAUAUUUUUAUCUUCAAAUGCUUCUUUUAAAUCUUUCCACUGUCACUGGGGCCAGACUUUACAUGCAACUUAUUUUUUUGUCAGAAUAAUUUACAAUAGGCUGAACAGAAAAGAUUGGAGUAACUUAAAAUACAAGAAGGAGAGAAAUAAUGUCUGACUCUAAGCAAUGUUCUCUAAUGCUGUUUCUUCUAACAUAAAUUGAUUAUAAUCACUUGAAAUUCUGGGCUUAAAAGCAUGUACAAAAACCUUCAGCUCUGCAAGUGUUUUUGUAUAUCUGUAAUCUGAUAAAUAAAAUC